Messenger RNA from Mobula hypostoma (lesser devil ray), 2742 nucleotides. It is a transcript of the gene rnpc3, whose product is annotated as RNA-binding region (RNP1, RRM) containing 3. Gene Ontology annotation, molecular function: protein binding; U12 snRNA binding; pre-mRNA intronic binding. The transcript has 15 exons. The coding region runs from base 119 to 1627 and encodes 502 amino acids. Gene Ontology annotation, biological process: mRNA splicing, via spliceosome. Gene Ontology annotation, cellular component: U12-type spliceosomal complex. The record is from RefSeq and is a predicted model, not a curated record. NCBI's taxonomy places the organism in Eukaryota, Metazoa, Chordata, Chondrichthyes, Myliobatiformes, Myliobatidae.
GGGGGGGGGGGGCCUGAGGUUAUCGCACGCUCAUUGGUUGCCGGCUCAGUCGCGUCACUGGAAGGCACGAGGUUUGCGAGUAAGUGGUUGUAGAGCUUCGCGGAGCGGCUUCCGAAUCAUGGCUGGUCCCGGCUCUGGCGAGAACACCUCCCCUCCCAUCAAAAGCAGCCAGACCAUCCUGGUCAGACAUCUCCCGUCCGAGCUGACCUGCACUGAGAAGGUGGAUCUGCUGAAGUAUUUUGGAGCAGAAUCGGUUCGAGUCUUGCCGGACAAAGGCCGGCUGAAACAUACAGCUUAUGCAACGUUCUCAUCUGCCCACGCAGCAGCCAAGGCCCUGUCCAGGCUGCACCAGCUGAGAUGUCUGGGCCACACUCUGGUGGUGGAGUUCGCCAAGGAGCAAGAGCACAUUGGGGCUCCGGAGCAGGAGACAUUCUCUGACAAAGGCAAACCGAUGGACAAAACUUCAGGCGACAAAGAUGAAACGGAAGUUCUGAAGCCAAAGGCAGCAGUUAUAGAAUGUGGCAUUGCUCCAAGCCUAGGACUGACCUACCCUCCGAACCCGUGUCUGAAGUACCUGUACCCACCGCCAACCAGCGUCAUCCUUGCCAACAUUGCCAACGCCAUGGCAAGCGUGCCCAAGUUCUACGUGCAGGUUCUGCACCUAAUGAACAAGAUGAAUUUACCGUCUCCAUUUGGUCCCAUCACUGCUCGUCCUCCAAUGUAUGAGGAAUACUUCCCCACGCCUCCACCCAUGCCUCCCCUACCUCCGGAGGAACCCCCAAUUUCCGAGGAGGAGAUGGAUGUUUCCAGUGAGGAGGAGUCAGAGUAUGAGAGUGGGAGCGAAGAAGACAAGGAAAGGAUGGUCCGACUGAUGGGGUUAGCAACACAGCCUCCCAGGCAGCCACAGAAGAGGAAACGGGCGUCACUCCGGAAACGGCCCAGGCUAAAGGAUCUGAUCAGCGUGACAAAAGUGACUUCCCAGAGCUCUCAUCCUGCUGUUCCGCCUUCGGAAGUGUUUGACCAGCUGCAGCCUCCAGGCCAAAGGAAGAUCGAGUUCCACCUCCCGACUGACAUCGGCAGCUUGCUGGAAGGUGGAGGGGAGCGGCGAGCAGAGCCUCAGGAGAAUUCCAAGCCUCAAAGUUCGGGAUUUGGGAAGAUCCAACCGGCUCCAGUCUCUGUGAAGAACAAGAGCGAAGAGGAGGAGGAGGAGGAAGAGAUUCCAUCAGAGUUCAUCUCCAGGAAGCAGCUGUCCAAGGGCAGGAUCACCAGGGAUGAGAUGGAGAACACGGCAAUCUUCAAGAAUUAUAAUCCCGGUGAGCCAACAUGCCGGCUCUAUGUUAAGAAUCUGGCCAAGCAGGUGGAAGAGAAGGACUUGAAGUUCAUCUUUGGCCGAUAUGUCGACUUUACGUCCCAGACUGAGAGGAACAUGUUUGACAUCCGCCUGAUGAAGGAAGGACGAAUGAAGGGCCAGGCUUUCAUCGGGCUUCCCAAUGAGCAAGCAGCAGCCAAGGCUUUGAAGGAAGUCAACGGCUUUGUCCUCAGUGAGAAGCCUAUGGUGGUUCAAUUUGCCCGCUCAGCACGUCCCAAGCCGGAUGCGGCAGAGAACCGGAAAGGGCGGGGGAAGUGAAGGAAGAACCUGCGGACAGUGGGUGUGUCACUGUGCAGUCGGCAGUGUUAACCCUACGCUUGGACUAGCUGGUGUCUCACUCGUGCUGUGCCUCGGACACGGUUCUACCACCGAAGAGGAACAUUAACCCGUGUAUCCUUUAUGGCGGAUCUGAAAAGUAGAGAUGAACCACGAUGUUGCAAGGACCCUCACCGACCCUGGGCAGGGGGUUGGCAGUGGUCUGGAACCUGGUCGUUGUGAACCCUCACAGUGAUUGAGUGAAUCCGCUGCAGUGAAGUGGUUGCCACAGAGGUGAGCAAGCACGCGUCACGGAUGAGCAUCCAUACCAACACACUGUCCUCUCUCCCUGCACACUGUGGCAGCACAAACAGCUCCAGAUGCUCAAUACCAUCACGGACUCACUGGACCGAAGAGCCUCUAUGCUAAUGACUAUGAUUGGAGGCCUGCUGCUGCCCCCCGUGACCAGUUAGCAAUACGAGGGAUUGGGGGAGGGAGCAGGGAACGUCACAGAGUGAGUGUCCGGCAGCACAUCCAUUUCCGGACCUGAGGCUGCUGAUUUUCGUUACAGUUGCCCCAACCAAGAAUAGAGUGUAAAUACAGCACUCAAGUACUCUCUGACACCAUGGGCUUCCCUUUGUCUUUGACACAGCUCAGGAGGAAGUACAGAAACAGGCCCUCUGGCCCGUCAAAUCUGCCGACUAUCAUCCAUCCAUUGGCACCAAUGUUAUAUCCAUUUAAUUUCCCCCCCACAUUCCCAUCAGCUCCCCCUCCCCGGUUCCAUCCCUCACCCACACACUAAGGACAAUUUACAGUGGCCAAUUAGCCCACCGUCCUGCAUGUAUUUGGGAUGUGGGAGAGAACAGGUGCACCCGGAGGAAACCUGUGCAGUGAGAGCAGACAAUCUCCACACAGAAGCUGCGAUUGAACCCCAGUCUCUGGAGCCGUGAGGUAGCAGCUCUACCCGCUGAGCUCGCUCCAGCAUCUUUGUGUGAGACCCUGAUGGUCCUGUACCCUCUGUGAAUGCAUUGCCACUGUUGUCAAUUGUGAAAAACCCCGUUGAAUGGAUGAGUUCAAUUAAAAUAAAAGGAACCUUUAUUCAACAUGCUCAUGUUUCC